UAGCAGCGAUUAAGAAGCAGGGAUAUUGCUACAUUAGGUCCAGUGCCAACUUUUAUCAGCUAUAUAUAAUUAACCAUAAAGGACCAUAUCUACAUAGCUUCUGGCACCUUCCCAGUUUCAACCACGUCACACCCUGCUUGAUUUCCCCCCAGUGUUCUCUUCUUAAUGGCCACUUGCUUCAGUACUUUGACCAAGGAACACAAACCGUGGACCCAAUCAACCAGAAACCUUUCGUAUCUAAUCUACCUUUGUGCAGAGUCUCCAGGAUAUGCUCUAAUGAAAGCCUGCUCAUGAGGAAGAGUUUUAAAAAGAGUGGGUGGGAACCUCAUAUUCACAGGGGAGGGAGAGGGAAGUCUCUGGGAGAGCUGGGGGACCAGAAGGCGCUUCAUUCCUUUGACUCCGCCCAUAUAUCCCCAUUCCCGUGAUUCCAAGCCCAAAGUUGAUCAGUGAGCAAACCUGGACUUCCACUGUGGCAACAGGCUGCAGGUGUGGUUCCAGCUGGACUGCAGAAUGGCAAAGCUCAUCGAUCACUUCUAGAGGCAAUCUUCAGCGACAAUAAAGCGUUAACCGUGAUAAUCCGGAGCAAAGCUUGUUCUGCUCUUCCUUCCUGGCUUCCAGUCAUAAUGGGGAGUCAGAACCAGUUCACUCCCUGCUUUCCUUUCCUUUCAGCUGUUUUGCUUAUGCUCCAUAACCAUAUCUCCAAGCCCCUGUCCAGUCUGGGCCUUAUUUUAGCUCUAGGGGGUCCCAGGCCAAGAGCCUGAUUAACCGCUUCCCUCUUCGAACCACUGCAUGCCUCCAUAAUGAAACUUCCAUAAACCCCUAACCAAUGGGUUUCGGAGAGGCUCUGAGUUUGGCAGGCCCACCCAAGAGCCAGGAAGGCGGCCCACCUCACCUCCAUGGGGACGGCAGAAGGCCCUUCCGGAUCUUACCUUAUGUACUUCUUCUCCGGUUAUGCAUUCAUAUCCUUUAUAAUCAGAUGAGUUCUGAGUUCUGUGAGCCAUUUUGGCACAUUAUCAAACCUGAGGAGGGAGUCCUGGGCACCCCCAGUUCAAAAGUGAUCAGUCAGAGAUACGAAUGGCUCAGGACUUGGUGUCAGUAUAUGAAAUGAGACGGAACUCUUAAACCCAUUGGAUCGGAUCCCAAGUCCAGGAAGGCAACGUCAAAAUGGAAUUGAAUUGUUGAACACCCAGUCGGUGUGAGGGGAGAAAAAACAAACACUCACCUGCCAACUGCCUUCUGACCUUCAGCCAUGUUCAGCGCCCACGCGCCUUUCUUCUUCUCCAUGGGCCAUAUCCUCCUCUUCGUCUUCACGGCCUCUACCAUAUUUCACCUUCAGCAGCGGCUCGCGAAGAUUCGCCCCAGCUGGCAGUUGGAGACGCUGGUGUGGGCGCCCGAGGAAAACUCGACGACGCCCCGGCCCCGGGGCGGCAUGUUCACCAUCAACGCCCAAGGGCGCCUGGGGAACCAGAUGGGGGAGUACGCCACCCUGUACGCCCUGGCCAAGAUGAACGGGCGGCCCGCCUUCAUCCCGGCCGAGAUGCACAGCACGCUGGCGCCCAUCUUCCGGAUCAGCCUCCCCGUCCUGCACCACGCGGCGGCCGGCAGGAUCCCCUGGCGCAACUACCCCCUGAACGACUGGAUGGAGGACCGCUACCGCCACAUCCCGGGGGAGUACGUGCGCCUCACCGGCUACCCCUGCUCCUGGACCUUCUACCACCACGUGCGCGACGAGAUCCGGCGCGAGUUCACCCUGCACGACCACGUGCGGGAGGAGGCCCAGGCGUUUCUGCGGCGGCUGCGGGUGGGCGGGCGGCGGCCGGGCACCUUCGUGGGCGUCCACGUGCGCCGCGGCGACUACGUGCACGUCAUGCCCCGCGUGUGGAAGGGCGUGGUCGCCGACCGCGGGUACCUGGAGCGGGCCCUGGGCUGGUUCCGGGCCCGCCACCGCGCCCCGGUCUUCGUGGUCGCCAGCAACGGCAUGGCCUGGUGCCGCGAGAACAUCGACGCCUCCCGCGGCGACGUCGUGUUCGCCGGCGACGGCGUGGAGACCUCGCCGGCCAAGGACUUCGCGCUGCUCACGCAGUGCAACCACACGGUCAUGACCAUCGGCACGUUCGGGAUCUGGGCCGCCUACCUGGCGGGCGGGGACACCAUCUACCUGGCCAAUUACACCCUCCCGGACUCCCCCUUCCUCAAACUCUUUAAGCCCGAGGCGGCCUUCCUGCCCGAGUGGAUUGGGAUCUCGGCAGACCUGUCCCCGCUGCUCCACCACUGAUGGCGGCCGGCCUUCGGCGCCCCCCUCCUUCGCUGGCUCCCCCAGGACCAGCUGCCCGGGCCCCAGGGGCGUCUUGUUCCGUGUGCCAGGACCCUUCCCUCUCGCACCAGGACGCUCGAGAGGCCGCAAGAAACCCAAGUCGCCACCGACUUGAAAUAGCACGUUUCUGUGUCCCACGCAACAAGAGCGGAGGCGGCACAUCUCUGGGGUUCGUCGAGGCAGCGGCUCGGCGAUGUCACCGGGAACCCCAGUUCCAUCCGUCUUGUUCAACUGCCAUCAACUCCUCUCAGACCGCUCCACCCCCCCCCCCCCCCCCCCAUGGUCCCAAAACGGCUGCCACAUAACCGGCUGUCACGUGCGGGCAACCUCUUCACGAGGCAGCCAAAAAGAGGUCCGUUCUUCGGUCCCUUUUGAAGAGUGAGGGACGCAUUCCAAAGCCCUCCUGCAACUGCCCCCCCCCCCCCAUAGCUCACUGGCCGGAAGUGUAUCACAUGCCCGCCUGACCCAACACACGGCCAGGCGAAUAAGACCCUGGGAUUGGCUUAGCUGCAAAUCAAUAAAUCUUUGCCCCCUUCAGCCGGGGUGUCGAUCAGCCUCCUCUGAAGGAUGUGGCGGCGGACAGGAGGAAAAGCGGGGCGCUCUUACCGAGGAGGAAGGAAGCAAUGUACGUACAGAAAACAGGGAAGCCUUGAACUCGGUUGUCUGCUCGCUCCCCAAAGCCGCCUGGCCAAGGAGGCAAGCGCGGCUCAAAUAGAGCGGACAACCACCUCUCCAAGCCCUGUGUCCUUGGCCUGGCUCAUUUUUUUCUAGUUUGCCCGGAACGGGGUGGGGGUGGGGGUGGGGGGGACCUUUCCCCCGGUUUCCGAAAGAGCGCCGCCCUGUUGGCCAGUCGCCGGCGUGCGUCCCAACACCCCCGGGGCCCCGCUUCUGCAACCCUGGCUUGCCAGGGCCUGGGAUGAUUACUGUUGAGAACUCCGAGCGCAGCAUGGCUCAGUGGACUCGAAGCGGGUCCAUCCGUUCCCUCUGUAAACACUCGUGGCGGUGGAACCUCGCUCGGAUCCCCGCUAGUGAAGGCGGGGUUGACAGAACCUCGCGGCCGACGCCCGGAUCGCCUGCGUGUGUGGCCGGUCCCCCAGGACAGCUUGGACUUCCGCCUGGAACAUUCCCUCAUCCGGCCGCCAUCGAGGUGUCGGAAGCCACCAUGCUGUGAGGGGGCCCAGGCUCGCUCCGAGGCCACGCGUAGGUGCUGACAAUGAGCGGUCUUAGCUGAGGUCAACUUCAAGUCCUUCGGCGUAGGCAUCCCCCAGGAUUCCACCUGUCACCAAAGAGGUAAUGGGGGAAGUAGAGAGGUCUAUGCGCCAAGGGCUCAACAGAGACUCCUCGGGCCUGGAGUUCACAGGUUCACAGCCCCGGAAAGAGACAAUCCGAUGCCUCAAUCAGAGUGAUGUUUGAGCCCAGCACUCACCGCGGGCCAGUUGCAGAGAGGUCACGCAGUACAGGCAGGGCCACCGUAUUUGUAAGGGAGUCGGUCUGAAAAGGAAGUGAUAUAGGAAUGCAAGGACUGGGAGGCCCCUGGGUGGCUCAGUCAGUUGAGCAUCUGACUCUUGGUUUUGGCUCAGGUCAUGAUCCCAGGGUCGUGGCAUGGAGCCCCGCGUUGGGCUCCGCCCUAAGCAUGGAACCUGCUUGGGAUUCUCUCUCUCUCUCCCUCUCUCUCCCCCUCUGCCCCUCCCCUGCUUGUGCAUCACUCUCUCUCUCUCUCUCUCUCUCUCU
Messenger RNA from Neofelis nebulosa (Clouded leopard), 4045 nucleotides. RefSeq names its product fucosyltransferase 2 (gene FUT2). Lineage: Eukaryota; Metazoa; Chordata; Mammalia; Carnivora; Felidae. Bases 1250 to 2275 code for a protein of 341 amino acids. Gene Ontology annotation, biological process: carbohydrate metabolic process. The transcript is spliced from 2 exons. Gene Ontology annotation, molecular function: galactoside 2-alpha-L-fucosyltransferase activity. The record is from RefSeq and is a predicted model, not a curated record. Gene Ontology annotation, cellular component: membrane.